AGUCGCAGUGGCGAUGGGCAAGCGAUCUCCAAGGAGGGACCGGGCGCGUCACGACCAAGUCAGGGCGGGUGCAGGCAAGGUGCCGGUGCAGAUGAGAUCCAGCAAGCCGUUCGCUCAAACAAGUCCUGAAGUGACAGGGAGAUUGAAAUGGAGACAGCAGAGGCGCCCGGGUCGGUGGCUCUUGGUUGUAAGUAUGGCAGGCGCUGGACUACGAUAUUCACGAACUUGGCGCACAUUCCUCAUCACGGCUUCUGCGCUGGCUGCACGACCACGCGCCGCUUCGCCUUCCCUGCGUCCCCAUCACCCGGCCCGCUCAUAAGCCAUGCACCAGCCCCGCGAGCGAGAGACGCACGACCACCCGCACCCCCCGCCGCCCUUCCUCCAGCCUCCUGCGUGCACAUACACGCGCGACUACCACGAGGAGCCCCACAGCUACUCCAGCACCCCCCUGGCGCCCAGCGACCCUACAGGCCCCGUCGCAGCCAUGCCAGAGCCCUCGCCGAUCGCUGAACACCCCGAGCACACCGACUCGCCUCCUCCCGAUGAGCCACCAGCUCGCCAGGAGCCCACACCAGUCCCUACCAUCCGCCUCCCAAAGCGCGAAAGCACGCUGCCGCCUCUCCCAACCCCGCCCGCCGACUUGACCGUCCCAACAGUCAACCGCGUCGGGUCUGCCCCCGCCACUCCGUACUCAGCCACCCCUCAGCCGAUCCUCGCACCCACCCCCGGCAGACCGCGCGCAGCGAUGCCCGCCUCGUCUACGCCCGUCACAGGCCCAUCGCAGCCACGACAAGGGUCGUCAUCCGACGAAUCGCCGACCGAAGACCACGUCUUCGUCCAGCGCCCUGCCUCUCAGACCCGCCCUCGCCUCGAGUCGCGUCGCAACUUGAGCAGCCUCAGCCACGCACCGCACGCCUCGGACGGGGGCGCACCGAUCACGUACCCUGCGCGCACGCUCAGCUACAAUGAACAUAGGAGACACAGGAGUCUGAGGGCAGAUAGACCGGAGAGGCCGUCGUCGGCGGCCUCAGUGCCCGCGGGCGUGGGCCCGGAUCGGUACUCGGCAGGCUUGUCGCGAGCGUUGACGCUAGACUAUGUCGUUCCUACGGUGGACCCGGAGAAGAAGGGCUCGGAGAUGGGCCUGUCGAACACGUCGGAAGGGGAAAGGACAGUGAAGCAGCGUCUAAUGCGUACCCUCGAACACGCGCAGAAAGAGCGCGAUGCCUCGAAGAGAAAAGCGAUGAUGUCGAGCUACGCAUUGAACAUCUGCAUCGGCAUUCAGAUCAUCCUCGGCGCGAUCACAACCGGUGUAGCCGCCGCCUCCACUACCUCCCGUACCUCCACAUCUGUUGGCAUCCCAAUCCUAGGCGGCCUCUCCACGCUCUCUGCAUCGUACCUCGCGCGCGCGCGCGGCUCGGGUGAGCCCGAACUGAGCAUCGUGCGCCAGCACGACCUCGACCACUUCAUCCGGGACACAGAGGCGUUCUUGCUCGACCGCGGGCACCUCAUCGGCCCGCAGUACGACGCGGAGGUGCAGCGAUACCGCAUCCGCUUCGAGGAAAUCAUGGGGCACAUGCCCGACAAAAACGGGACGCAGCCGAAGAACUUCGGCCCGGCUCCGUAUAGCCCACCGAGCACGGUGAACGGCGCGGCUCCGUGGACGGGCGCAAGUGCGGACGGGUACCAAUUCCACCCGCCGGUGAGCCCCGGGCUGGCGGGCCAGCCGAUGCACCAGCAGGGCCAGGUGAGCCCGAUGGCGCAUGUCGCGCAGAACCCACUACCGGGCCAGAUGAACCACGUACCGACGUAUCCUCAGGGCCAGGUUCCGCAGACGGUGCAGAUGCAGAUGCCGAUGGGGCAGACGGCCCCAAUGGCAUAUACGACUUAUAUGAACGGGCAGGGGUUGCCCAUGCCCGUGACGAUGCCUCGGGUAUGAAGUAGACGGUGCUGGCUGUUCGACUGGCGAUGGGAGGAAAGUUUGCCACCACGACUCGCAUGCUUGCACGCACACGCACAUACAUACAUCUUGACUCCAUAUGCACAGGAUGAGACACAUACGAAACACGGAACACGGAAGAUCGCAUAACGCACAUGAUACGUAG
Rhodofomes roseus is the source of this 2102-nucleotide messenger RNA. RefSeq lists its product as uncharacterized. NCBI's taxonomy places the organism in Eukaryota, Fungi, Basidiomycota, Agaricomycetes, Polyporales, Fomitopsidaceae. The coding region runs from base 323 to 1936 and encodes 537 amino acids. The transcript is spliced from 4 exons. The record is from RefSeq and is a predicted model, not a curated record.